AUGCGUACGUACGAUGACAGACGUCCCACGCUUGUCAAGGCCGUUGUAGAUUGGCUGUUGCCAAGGAAUAUAGGGAGGUCCCUGCACCUCCAAGGUCAUUUGACAGUUUCAACGGAGUUGGGGAAUCGUUUCGAAACACCUUCAAAACGCAAGGAACGAGAAACUCUCUAG
Molecule: messenger RNA, 171 nt
Organism: Sclerotinia sclerotiorum 1980 UF-70
Lineage: Eukaryota; Fungi; Ascomycota; Leotiomycetes; Helotiales; Sclerotiniaceae
Exons: 1
Coding region: 1-171 (56 amino acids)
Source: RefSeq, a predicted model, not a curated record